Molecule: messenger RNA, 1911 nt
Organism: Fulmarus glacialis (Northern fulmar)
Lineage: Eukaryota; Metazoa; Chordata; Aves; Procellariiformes; Procellariidae
Gene: FAM20B
Product: family with sequence similarity 20, member B
Exons: 7
Coding region: 155-1384 (409 amino acids)
Biological process (GO): protein phosphorylation
Cellular component (GO): Golgi apparatus
Molecular function (GO): phosphotransferase activity, alcohol group as acceptor
Source: RefSeq, a predicted model, not a curated record
GGGUACCAGAAGAUGCUUCAGUGGUGAUACCUCUUUCACAAUGCAAGUUACGAAUGAAAUUCAGUAACUAACAUCCCCUUCCUCACCCUGAUCUCCGAUAGACUUCCUGUAACGCUUGGAAGAAAGGGUCAGGGGAGAAGGGUUGAAGGUCACCAUGAAGCUAAAGCAGCGAGUUGUGUUGUUGGCCAUCCUUCUUGUCAUCUUCAUUUUCACAAAAGUUUUCCUCAUUGACAACUUGGACACCUCAGCUGCCAACCGGGAGGACCAGCGCGCCUUUCACCGUAUGAUGGCAAGCCUCCAUAUAGAACUGGACCCCCGACUUGACCAUACGUUGCAAUCCCCUUGGGAAAUUGCAGCCCAAUGGGUGGUGCCCCGGGAGGUGUAUCCCGAGGAGACGCCCGAGCUAGGGGCUGUUAUGCAUGCCAUGACAACAAAGAAGAUAAUAAAAGCUGAUGUGGGAUACAAAGGGACCCAACUGAAAGCUUUGCUAAUACUUGAAGGAGGACAGAAGGUUGUCUUCAAACCCAAGAGAUAUGCCAGGGAUUAUGUAGUGGAAGGAGAACCAUAUGCUGGCUAUGACAGACACAACGCAGAAGUGGCAGCCUUUCACUUGGAUAGAAUUCUGGGUUUCCGACGGGCUCCGCUGGUGGUUGGCAGGUUUGUGAAUCUACGUACAGAGAUCAAACCAGUUGCCACAGAGCAGCUUCUGGGUACCUUCAUGACUGUGGGUAAUAACACUUGCUUCUAUGGGAAGUGCUACUAUUGUCGGGAAACAGAACCAGCUUGUGCAGACGGGGACAUCAUGGAGGGGUCAGUGACCCUGUGGCUACCAGAUGUCUGGCCUCUUCAGAAGCAUCGGCAUCCAUGGGGUAGGACUUACCGUGAAGGCAAACUUGCCAGGUGGGAGUAUGAUGAAAGCUAUUGUGAUGCUGUGAAGAAGACUUCACCCUAUGACUCGGGCCCCCGUCUUCUUGAUAUCAUUGACACCGCCAUCUUUGACUAUUUGAUUGGGAAUGCUGACCGGCAUCACUAUGAGAGUUUCCAGGAUGAUGAAGGAGCCAGUAUGCUCAUCCUCUUGGAUAAUGCCAAAAGCUUUGGAAACCCUGCCCUGGAUGAAAGAAGCAUCUUGGCUCCUCUUUAUCAAUGCUGCAUCAUCCGGGUUUCUACCUGGAACAGACUCAAUUACCUGAAGAAUGGAGUACUGAAGUCUGCCUUAAAAACUGCUAUGUCGCAUGACCCCAUCUCACCCGUGCUUUCUGAACCUCAUCUGGAUGCCCUAGACCAGCGGCUUCUCAGCAUUCUGGCUACAGUGAAGCAGUGCACAGACCAGUUUGGCCCAGAUGUUGUGCUGGUGGAAGACAGGAUGACACUGUCUCAUUUGUAAUUGUAGUGGAACACAGAUGAAACUCCUUUUUUUUUUUAAAAAACAAACAAACAAAAAAAGCGAUAGAAAAACAGCACAAUCAGUUCAGAAAGGCUUGUGGCCAAGAUGGACUGAAAUGAACAGGAGAGGUUCCGAGCCAGAGAAACAGAGGUGACGCUGGCUUUUACCUUGGGCUGACAGCAGUGAGAGGUGGGAAGUUGGAGCCUUGGACGGCUCAGUACCCGUAAUGGCAUCUUGGCCUUUGUGGUGUGUCCAUUGCCGGCAGUGGACAUUGCACUGGAUAAAAAUGGCUCUUGGUGUUGGUGGAAGUGUGUGGAAUACAGACACUAAUUUGUGGACUGAAUCUAGAGGGGAAAAAUGGAGAUGAACAGUACGAUCCUCUCCCCUUCUCCUCCCCACGUAUACUCUUGCGAGUGUUUGUCUGAUUCAGGGUUGUACAUAAUCAGCUGUGAGCUGGUUAGGCGUUUUACUGCUUCUUUAGAGAAAGAGGAAGUGGUGAAUAAAAUAAUUAUUAGACUGAAGAGUUG